Molecule: messenger RNA, 1147 nt
Organism: Ilex paraguariensis (yerba mate)
Lineage: Eukaryota; Viridiplantae; Streptophyta; Magnoliopsida; Aquifoliales; Aquifoliaceae
Source: the annotation of a GenBank genome assembly
AGAGAGGACUGUAUGUGUGUGUGUGUUUUCGUUUUUGAUCAAGAGAAAGAGAACUGAAGCAUAGAACUUUCCAACGAUGGCACCCAGACGAAGACACAGAAAGCCGCGUUUAUCCCGAAUGGAUGCUGCCAUUGAUGCCAUGGCUCCACUUGGGUUUCCUCAGGAGCUUGUUAUUAAAAGGGUCAAAGACCUUCUCAAGGUAUAUGGUGGAGAUGAAGGGUGGCCUUUCAUUGAAGCGGAUGCCUAUAAGGUCCUCCUUGAUGCCAUUUUUGAAGAGGAAGAGGGAAAUGAUGAAGAUAAAUGCAGAGAAGAUGGGAGUUUGUUUAAGGAUGACUCAUUGCACGAUGAAAGAACUGGAGAUCAAGCCACAUCAGUCACUGCUGGGCCCUCUGGUGCAGUAGUUGAACCCAUUUUCUCUGAGGUUGUCAACACUGCUUCACAGAGUAAUAACACAGAAAGUGGAGACUAUAUUCCACUAGCUGAAGAGCAUGGCAAAGUCUGGAAAGAAAUUGGUUGUACCGAUCCAUCUUGCAGUCUAAAGAAAACAGUUGAUUCAGUCGGAAACACAAAUGGGAAUACUGGAGGUGGAAUACAUCUUGUAAAUGCGCCUGACAUCAGUUGUUUGGAUCGGUCCUGUAGCCAGAAGGAAACAGUUGAUCUAGUAGGAAGCACAAAUGAGAAUUCUCGAGUUGGAAAGCAUCUUGAAAAUGCUCCCGUCUACUCGCCUCCACCUUUGAUUCCCUCAUUACCAAGUAAGAGCCUUCCAAACCGAAGGCACAGACCUUGUUAUGGGUGGAUUGAGGAUGAUGACAACGAUGACGAUUUCAUAGAACUUACACCUGCACCAAGAUUAGCACCAGCCACACUGUUAGGGAUAGUUGGAAACUCGAAUCGUGGGACUGAACAGCAGGUCAAGCGCAAGACAAGGUGGGAUCAGAGGCCUGAAGAUCUAUAAAAAACCUCUCUGGUAUGUUAGAGCUGUAAUAUUGUGACAUGGAUGUUAAUUAGGCAAAUUUGUUUGUAGUUUGUAGCAUUCAUCAAGCAUGUUUUGCUUAGCAGUUGCAUUGAUUAGAUAUUCAGGACCUGAUUCUUUUGUUUAGAAAGUAUCUUGAUUCUUCCCUUAGGUAGUGUUUAAGGUGGCAUUUGG